Molecule: messenger RNA, 1126 nt
Organism: Pipra filicauda (Wire-tailed manakin)
Lineage: Eukaryota; Metazoa; Chordata; Aves; Passeriformes; Pipridae
Gene: TMEM167B
Product: transmembrane protein 167B
Exons: 3
Coding region: 75-299 (74 amino acids)
Source: RefSeq, a predicted model, not a curated record
GGCUGGUCGAGCCUGCGGGCGCUUCCAGUGUCGCGUUGGCGGCGGGGGGGCGGGAGCGGGGGGGAGGGGCAGCCAUGACCAACGUGUACUCCCUGGACGGGCUGUUGGUGUUCGGGCUGCUCCUGGUCUGCACGUGCGCCUACCUGAGGAAGGUGCCCCGGCUGCGCUCCUGGCUGCUGUCCGAGAGGAGGGGGCUCUGGGGGGUCUGCCACAAGGCCGCCGUGAUCGGGACCCGCCUGCACGUGGCCGUGUCUGUGUCCUGCCUCCUCAUGGCCUUCUACGUCCUGGUGGGGAAGUGACCCCAGGGGGACCCUCCUGGGACCUGGCACCAACCCCAGAGACCCCCGGGGACCCCCUUGAGACCUGGCACUGACCCCAGAGACCCCCAGGGAUCCACCUGAGACCCCAAGUCUGACCCCAAUGCUGUUGUACCAACCUGAGACCCUGGGACUGACCCCAGAGACCCCAGGAUCGACCCUGAGACCCUAGGAUGGACCAGAGCUCCCAGUCCUGAUCCUGGUAUCCCAGUACCAACUGUAGAGACCCCAGAAUUGACCUGAGACCCCAGUACAGAGCCCAGGACCAACCAGAGACCCCUGAACUGAUCCUGGAAACCCCAGAAACCCCAAUACUGAUCUGAGACCCCUGGUACCAACCCCAGAGCCCCCAGUAUGGAUCAGAGACCCCAGUGCUGACCUGAGACCCCUGGUCCUGACCCCAGAGCCCCCAGUGCUGACCACAGUGCCCCAGCCCAGACCCUGCGUGUGGUGGUUCCAGGACCACCAUGGUCCAUGACCCUCCUCCAUCCCCCAAGGGCAGCCCUGGGGGGGACACUGGGGCACCUUGAAACCCUUGGAAAAGUAUUUCCUGGGAAUUCUCCGGAGCAGGGGGUGAGGAACCCCCCAUAAGCCCCCAGGGGUGGGGGGGUAUCCAGCUGUGCCCCCUGAGCACCAAACCCUGUCCUGUGGGUCUACGAGGGGCUGGGGGUCCCACCCUCAUCAGGGGAGUCUCCCUUCACCCCUGGAGUUGGGGCCCCUCGAGGGGGUCUCCCCUCUGUCCUGGGGGGGGUGACCCUCCCCGUUUGUAAAUACCAUGUGUAAAUAAAGUGGGGUCUCCCCUGUGGGCA